Messenger RNA from Camelina sativa (false flax), 849 nucleotides. RefSeq lists its product as uncharacterized. Gene Ontology annotation, molecular function: structural constituent of ribosome. NCBI's taxonomy places the organism in Eukaryota, Viridiplantae, Streptophyta, Magnoliopsida, Brassicales, Brassicaceae. The record is from RefSeq and is a predicted model, not a curated record. Gene Ontology annotation, cellular component: ribosome. Gene Ontology annotation, biological process: translation.
CCCCAAAGCUUUCGUUCACUUUGCAAUCGAGAUUUAUCUGAAAAAUUGUCAUUCCCCUUGGAGACGACAAUGCAGAGGUUUUGCACAAAGCUGCGUUCCAUUUCUCUCCAAUCUAAUCGGAAUCUAUCUUUUGCCACUUCUCCUCACCGUCUGAUUCACCCUUCUCCUUCUCCUUCUCUGUGUCGUCACUUAACAACCCUAGGUUUCGCCAAUACGACCAAAUGGAGCUUCCUUCCCGCCGCCGGAGUCUCUCCUCCGUUGAAUGUUAGCUCGAUGGGUUCUCCCUUUGCUCCUCAUCACUUUGUUCAAGUACGGACUAUCACUUCCAAGGAAAAAAUGGCAAAAUGGAAGAAGAAGUGGAGACCUAGGACUCCAAUCACAUCAAAAGUCAAGAAAGUCAAGAUUAAGUUUUAUUCGUCAUUCAAAGACAGGUUUAAACCACUAAAUGAUGGUACCAUCCGUCGCUGGAAAGAAGGCAAGCGUCACAACGCCCACUUGAAGUCAAAGAAAUCGAAGCGUAGAUUGAGACAGCCUGGAUUAGUACCACCAGCAUAUGCUAAAGUAAUGAAGAAACUCAAUUUCUGCAACUGAGGAGAUAGAGAAAGAAUCAGUAUGAUUACGAUGAAAGGCAGUCUCUUCCCUUUUCUUUUUUUACCAGAUAAUUUUGCUCACUGGUACCAGAAAUUUAAUCAUACUCAUUAGUUCUUUAUGCUUCAAAUCACCAAAGGAAUAAAUUAGCAUUUUGGUCCUUUUCCUAAGAGGGUUGGUAUUUGAAAUCUGGUGAAAUUGGCAUUAAAGACUUUGAUCAAUAUCGUUGAAUUGAAAAGAGAAACAAGUUUAUGCUUUCUC